Molecule: messenger RNA, 1107 nt
Organism: Metarhizium brunneum ARSEF 3297
Lineage: Eukaryota; Fungi; Ascomycota; Sordariomycetes; Hypocreales; Clavicipitaceae
Cellular component (GO): membrane
Source: RefSeq, a predicted model, not a curated record
AUGACAGCGCCGUCCUCGGGACCAGGACCAGGACCAGGCACCGCCUCAUCCUCGGCCAGCUCAACGACAACGUGUACCACCGCCGCGGCAGGAAAAUACGGCCACGUGCCUCCCGGGUCUUGCGGCUCAAACUACGAAUACGACCCGAGCUUUGGCGGGAACAUGGCUUUUGCCGUGCUGUUCGGCCUCUCGACUGCGGUCCACCUGGUCCAGGCGAUUGUCCUUAAAAAGACGUUUGCGUGGGUUCUCUUGAUGGGAGGGGCCUGGGAAACAGCCGCCUUUAGUAUCCGGACCGCAGGCGCGCACGACCUGCAACAAGUGCAGUUUAGGAUUUGGGGCCAGCUGCUUCUUCUCUUGGCGCCGCUGUGGAUCAACGCCUUCGCCUACAUGACGGUUGCGCGGGGGGUAUACUUGGGCUUGCCUGGGAAGAAGAUCUGGGGCAUCGGAGCUACCAGGCUCACAGUGAUAUUCGUAUGGCUGGACGUUGUCUGCUUUAUAGUUCAGGGUGUAGGUGGGAGCGUGCUUUCUGGCGAUUCCGCCGCCGGGGUGAAGAGUAUCGGCAUGAGGGUGUACACGGCGGGCAUUGGACUGCAGCUCGGGUUUGUCGCCGUAUUCACGGGCAUGACGGUGUCCUUUUACUGGGAGAUGCGGCGGGUUACGGGCUGCCGUGUAGGGAGAAUGGGUUGGCUGAUCUGGACAAUGCUUCUCGUGCUGGGUAUGAUUGUGACGCGCAUCGUUUUCCGACUGGUCGAGUUUGGUCCGGGCCUCAAUCACUACGACCCAAUGUUGGGCAAGGAAACAUGGCCCUUCUUGCUGGAUGCGUUCCCGAUGCUGGUUGCACUUGUAGCGCUUAAUGUCAUGCAUCCGGGAUACGUGCUGCGGGGGCCUGAUGGGGAUUUCCCUCGAUUAACGCGGGCGGAGAAGAAGGUGAUUAGGCGGCAGAAGAAGGAAGAGAAGCGACAAAGGAAGGUUGCAAAGAAGGGGCAGUCUGCGGGCAAGUACAUGAAUACUGAGAAUAUCGUACUCGAGGAUACUCGGAGGGCAAACAGCGAGAGCGAAUGGCCGAUACAAGAGCGGCAGCGAGUCGAACUGGUCGAGAGCGCAUAA